Rhinopithecus roxellana (golden snub-nosed monkey) is the source of this 1830-nucleotide messenger RNA. RefSeq lists its product as uncharacterized. The record is from RefSeq and is a predicted model, not a curated record. NCBI's taxonomy places the organism in Eukaryota, Metazoa, Chordata, Mammalia, Primates, Cercopithecidae. The coding region runs from base 102 to 626 and encodes 174 amino acids. The transcript is spliced from 2 exons.
CUUACUGGCUUCCACCCAAGUACCUUCCCGUGGCCUCAUCUUGGCAGUCCAAGGGCCACUCCCACACCAGGCCCUUCUGCCCUCCCGGCCAGGCCGCGCCAAUGGUGGCUUGCAUUUCGUCUAGCAGACAAGCCGCCGCCUCCAGGACAUGCGCCUGGAUGGUCCAUGUACCUAACCCCAACUCCUUCAGCGCUCCAACUGCAAAAUUGCGCAGUGUCCACCAGCGCGGCCCGUUAGAAAACAAGAUUCCUGUGGUAGGGACAGGAAAGGAGGCGGGCCCGGGAGUUGGCCACGCCCCAUCCAGGAAGCGCCAGGUCACUGGCUACAUCCCUUUCGGGGCCUCCGACUCCUGCGGCCGAAUUCCUGCGCUUUGCUUCUUUACCAGACCUGAUGAACCUCGAUUCGAACCUUAUGCUUUAGCGCCGCCGCGCCCUCUCUCGGCCGUUUGCACCUCAUUAGCUGGAGUCUCUAUUAGGCCCCGCCCCCAUUUGCCCGCCUCUACCGUUUACGGGCCCAGCCUGAGGUGUGCAGGCCGGCACGGCCAGCGCCCGGGCCUCACCGUUUCCGCGUGUGAAGCGUUCGAAGACUGCCAUGGACCCGCGGCCGGAGAAGGCAUCUGCCUGUAGCACUAACGCGUCCCGCAGCGCUGCGUAGCCGCACAGCACCACUGCAGGGCGCGGGCCCAGCUGCGCUGUGAACACCGGGCCCCGGAGAGCUACAGGGAGCCGGUGCUCAGCUGGUGCCGAUCGGGUUUCUCAUCGGAGCCCUCGCCCCCAGCUCUCUCUUCCUUCAGACCCAGGAGUCCUCGUCUCGGGCCCUCAUUCCUCUGGCCCAGGAGUUCAGAUCCCCAGCUCCUUCCUCCCUGAGAUCCAGGAGUCCAGGCCCCCACUUCCUUCUUCCCUUGGGACCUAGAAGUCCAGCUUCCCAGCCUCCUGCACCCUCAGAGUCGGGCUCCUGGGCCCUCAGUACUCAGCCUCCCCACCUUGAAUCAGGGGAACAGACCCUCUGCUCCCCUCUUCCCACAACCUGAUUUCCUGCUCUGGGCUCCUUCCUUACCACCCAGUGUCCCAACCCCAAGCUCUCCACUCCCUAGUCUCCUUUCCUAGAACUCAGGAGCCCGGAGCACUCAUCCUUCCUGUCCUUUCUCAGGGUCUUAGAGUACAAGCACUUAGCUGUCUUCAGGAGGAGUUCUAGUCCCCAGCCCCACCUCCACGGAUCCAAAAUUCGGUUCCCCCAUUCCUGUAGGGGAAUGGAGUGCGUGGUCCAUGCCUCCGGACUGCAGCUGCAAGUUCCCCAGCAAUGGGAGUGGCCCGGGCCGGGGAGGUAGGGACCCCUGCAUCUGAGCGCGGCACCCACCCUACCCCCACCGCGCCAGCGCCAGCACCAGAAGCCACAACAGCAGCGCUCCAAUACCCGUGAUCAUCAUUGCAGUUCUCCACGCCUGGACCUCUAUUUGAUUUCCAAAGGGUCUUGGGUGGAGCAGGGGCGGAGACCCGACGUGGGAGGAGUGGGCGUCUCUGGGCUGCUCAUUCCGUGGAUUCCCCAACCAGACAUCUCCACCGCGCCCCCAGCCCUAGUGGAACUGUGCCCUGGCUCCCCCUGGCUUUUUUUUGUGUGCCUGCCUCAGCCUGCCCUACUUAGCAACUUUUGUGCACCAGUAUUUUCCUGUCAACACACCUGGCCAACAGGUGCAGCCUCCUGAGUCCCUAGCACCUUUGAGUCCAAUUUACUUGGCCUGCAGGUGUGUAUUCCUCAAUCUCCGGGCCACCUCUGGGCACCCUGAAUGCUGUACCCUGGACCUCUGAUUCCUAAAUACACACUGACUCUCAA